AUGGGUCUACAUGCAAAUAGCCUAGCCACCUUAUUCAGCGUCGCUGCUGUUUCAUUGGCAACUGGCUAUUAUUUGGGUCAAGUCUGCCCGGCUGUAAAAUCGAAAAGGCAACAAGUUCAGGAUACCCUCAUAAAUUGUAAAAAACAGGCAGAAAGGGAAGAAGAAGCAUAUAAAGAUAGUCUUGCGGACGACGAUACCGGAGAUGACGAUGAAUCCGAUGAGGAAGAAUAUGAAAUAAAUUCAUUGUCUUUAAACGACAUACCGGGUGAAGUGCGUAUGGCCCUAGUCAUCCGCCAAGAUUUGGGCAUGCAAAAGGGCAAAGUCGCGGCGCAAUGUUGCCAUGCUGCUCUAGCAUGCUACAGAUUGAUUGCAUCAGAUCCUACGCGGGAUUCUUACAAUCCUGAAAUGACUGAGAGAUGGUUGAGAUGUGGUCAAGCGAAGAUUACUUUGAAAUGUCCAGAUAAAGAAACAAUGGAUGAGCUAUUUGCCAAGGCAAUUUCCUUGGGUGUGAACUCAUAUGUUGUUCAUGAUGCUGGUAGAACCCAAAUUGCUGCUGGAAGUGCAACAGUUUUAGGUCUUGGUCCUGCUCCAAAGGCAGUCAUGGAUCAAAUCACCGGUGAUUUGAAAUUAUAUUAA
Lachancea fermentati is the source of this 636-nucleotide messenger RNA. Lineage: Eukaryota; Fungi; Ascomycota; Saccharomycetes; Saccharomycetales; Saccharomycetaceae. The record is from the annotation of a GenBank genome assembly.